GCGCGGCCAUCAGGGGUGCAGCGAGGCGCUCUCAGACUCUGGCCCGGGUUCCCAGUUGCAAGGCCCCUCUCGAGCUGCCGGGGACCCCAGGGGGCGCCUUUUCAGUUCCCCGCCCGCGAGCGGCCCUGAUUGGCUGCAGCCCCGCAGGUCGCCUCCUCUGACAGUCCGGGCGGCCGCUUCAGGUCUUUGCAGCGCAGUGCGCUGGGGACUCGCAGGCAGCACGACGGCCGCUGGGACCCCGCUGAGCGCCUGCGGGGCGGAGAAGAGUCCAGGGCUGCUGGUCGCGGGGACGUGGGGCGCCGAGACCUCGCUGGAAACCAGAGCAACUCCGCCAUGCCCGACGCGGGGACGGUCCCCUGCCGCGGCACCGAGGAGCAGGAUGGCCCGGAAGGGCCGAGCGCGCGCGGGCAGCGGCUGACCGUGGUGUGGAGGAACGUGGUCCUCAUGGGCCUGCUGCACGCGGGGGCCGUGUACGCCCUGGUGCUCGUGCCCAGGGCCCAGCCUCUCACCCUGCUCUGGGCCUACUUCUGUUUCCUCGUGACUGCUCUGGGUGUGACAGCUGGUGCCCACCGCUUGUGGAGCCACAGGUCGUACAAGGCCAAGCUGCCUCUGAGGAUUUUCCUGGCUGCUGCCAACUCCAUGGCUUUUCAGAAUGACAUCUUUGAGUGGGCCAGGGACCACCGAGCCCACCACAAGUACUCAGAGACAGACGCUGAUCCCCACAAUGCCCGCCGAGGCUUCUUCUUCUCCCACAUUGGGUGGCUGUUGGUGCGCAAGCAUCCGGAUGUCAUCGAGAAGGGGAGAAAGCUGGAUGUCACUGACCUGCUUGCUGAUCCUGUGGUCCAGUUCCAGAGAAAGGUGUCCCAGGCAUGCCAGGAGCGUCCCAGGUGUGCCGGUGAAGGGUGGACCCACAGCGGUGGUCCGGGGCAUCUCAGGCACUACAAGGUCUCCGUGGUGCUCAUGUGUUUCGUGGUCCCCACGCUGGUGCCCUGGUACAUCUGGGGAGAGAGCCUGUGGAAUUCCUACUUCUUGGCCGCCAUCCUUCGUUACGCCGUUGCCCUCAAUGGCACCUGGCUGGUCAACAGCGUCGCCCACAUGUACGGAAACCGGCCCUAUGACAAGCACAUCAGCCCGCGGCAGAACCCGCUCGUCACUCUGGGUGCCAUCGGUGAAGGCUUCCACAAUUACCAUCACACCUUUCCCUUCGACUACUCGGCCAGUGAACUCGGCUUGAAUUUCAACCCGACCACGUGGUUCAUUGACUUCAUGUGCUUGCUGGGGCUGGCCACUGACCGGAAACGGGCGACUAAACCCAUGAUCGAGGCCCGCAAGGCCAAGACUGGGGAUGGCACUGCCUGAAGCUGGGACUAUGACCACCAUCGUCCACAAUGAGACCCCCGCCUGUGGCUUCUGUCAGUACAUUUCUCUCACUCAUGGAACCAUAGGAGAGGGUUGAAGCUGGGGAAGAAGGGAAAUGGGUUGCAUGUGGUUAGGAAAUUUUGUAUUUUUUCUCAAAAUAAUGUCAACUGCGACUAUCAAUGAAAAAACUAAUUUUAGGUCAAUAUUGCUACUAUGAUUUAACAUUAGAAUGUAAUGUGAUUUUGCCACUAUAGCUACAGGAUGUCAAACGUACAUUAUUAUGUGAUUGUACAUGAUGCUCACCCUGGUGGGAUGGAUUAAACUCCUCAGUGUGAUCCAGGAAGCAUUUAUUUUUAUUUUCUGCCAAAUAAUCCAGAGUCGCUUUAAAUGCACAUCAAGGAAUAGAGAGACAGGGUAGAAGACAAAAGUGGGGAAACCAGAGAUACUGGAAAAUAUUCCUGGUUUGUAAUUACUGUGUCUGUUUGGUUUUUGGUUUAAGCGAGAGAACUGAAAAUCUUAAAAAGUGAGGGUAUGAGAAACAGUUCUUGUAAAUUUUUUUGCCCUGUUUGCAUCUUACCAAUGUUCUACCUUCUUUCCCUUCCCAGCUAUUUUUAUAACCCUAACCAUACACUCAGCCCACCCUGCAAAUCAAUACCUGUUUACGUGUUUGAUUUUGUUCUCUAUGCUAUUGUUGUUUCAAAGGUGUAUAACUCAGACAUGCCAGCCAUCAAGUUAAGCUUAAAUUAAGCUCUCAUUCAAAUGUUUAGACACCUGAUUUGUAUUCUAAUUGAUCGCAGCCAUCGAUGCAUGUGCUUCGGCUGCUUCUACUGAAUAAAUGUAUUAAUUUUCCACAUGAGGCUAUCAGGUCUUAAUAACUGACAGUUAUCUAGAGCUCCAUCUACUAAUGUUUUAUCUGUGUGUAGCCAUCAUUGAUUUUGCAGCAAAAUAGAAAGUGAUCAUUAUGUAGCAUCUGGAUUAAAACAAUUUCCGUGUGUUCAGUUGUCUUGUAAAGCACACACUGAAUUAAUAGGACAGCGUGACCUUUUAUUAGGUGUUAGGGCAAAAGUGAGGCUUUAUAGUGUGGGUAUCAAAGUUCUUUGAAGAUAGAUACUUUGUGGAAAGAUGUAGGAUUUAAAAUUUACAUUUUAGGAAAAGAAAUGAUGCUAAUUAGAAAUUGUCAUAAUGAACUUUUUCAUUCAGCAGAUGUUUAACAGUGUUAAUUUUGCCAUUAAUAGUGUAUAAAGUCUGAAUGAUUUACAAUAAAUGAUUAUGCAUUCA
Molecule: messenger RNA, 2637 nt
Organism: Cavia porcellus (domestic guinea pig)
Lineage: Eukaryota; Metazoa; Chordata; Mammalia; Rodentia; Caviidae
Gene: Scd5
Product: stearoyl-CoA desaturase 5
Exons: 6
Coding region: 334-1359 (341 amino acids)
Biological process (GO): unsaturated fatty acid biosynthetic process
Cellular component (GO): endoplasmic reticulum membrane
Molecular function (GO): iron ion binding; stearoyl-CoA 9-desaturase activity
Source: RefSeq, a predicted model, not a curated record